UUAAAAUAACUUUUAGGCAGUUUUGUGAGCCAGUAUUGUUCUGUAAAAUGUUUAAAGCUUUGACAACUAAACAUGGAUCUGCUCACUGAAGGCAGCUGAGAGUGUCUGCCUUGGAGAAAAUGGACCGGAGGAGGCGAUGGACGUUUGCAGGGCAGUUUGUGUGUCUGCUACUGUGUGCGUGCGCCCUGGAUCGGGUAUUGGCACAGAUUCGGUAUUCCAUUCCGGAGGAGUUGGAGCACGGUGCUUUUGUUGGAAAUAUCGCCGAGGACUUGGGCUUGGAUGUGGCCAAAUUGUCUUCGAGGAGAUUCCGGAUUGUGUCCGGGGCAAGAAAACAAUAUUUAGAGGUGAAUUUGGAGAACGGGAUUUUGUUCGUGAAUGAGAAGAUCGAUCGCGAGGAACUGUGUGAACGAAGUCCCGGUUGUUUCUUGCACUUGCAGGUCGUUAUUGAAAACCCUUUGGCACUGUACCGGGUUGAGGUUGAAAUCUUGGACGUCAACGAUAACGCGCCCAGUUUCCCGUGGAGCGAGUUUAAUCUGGAAAUUACGGAGUCUGCUGCGCCGGGCUCUCGGUUCCCAUUGGAGAGCGCGCAAGAUCUGGAUGUGGGAUUGAACUCUCUCCGUUCCUACCUGCUGAGCACAAAUCAGCACUUUGUGCUGGACAUUCAAACGCGUAACGACGGGAGCAAAUUCGCCGAAAUCGUACUGCACUCGCCGUUAGACCGAGAGCAGCAGAAGACGCACGAGAUGGUGCUCACGGCCGUGGACGGUGGCUCUCCUUUGCGCUCGGGCACCGCUCAGAUUACGGUCACUGUGCUGGAUGCCAAUGACAACGUGCCGGUGUUUGACCGCUCCGUUUACCGGGUCAGCUUGGUGGAGAACGCACCGAGAGGCACGCUCGUGCUCAAACUGAACGCUACGGAUCUGGACGAGGGCGCCAACGGUGAUAUUACAUAUUCGUUCAGCGGACACGCGCCUCUGAAGGUGCGGGAGCUGUUCAGCGUGGACUCUCACUCGGGUGAGAUUCGGGUGAAGGGGAUAGUGGACUACGAAAAGGCCAGCGUGUACGAGCUCUACGUACAGGCGAAAGACAAGGGUCCCUCCGCCGUGGCCGUGCACUGUAAAGUACUGAUCGAUAUUCUGGACGUGAACGACAAUGCGCCCGAGGUCAUAUUAACCUCUGUGUCAACACCUGUUCAGGAGGACGCGCCACCGGGCACGGUGAUAGCCGUGAUCAGCGUUAUGGAUCACGACUCUGGUGAGAAUGGUGCUGUGGAUUGCCAGAUUCCCGAAAAUGUGCCGUUUCAGCUGCACUCCUCUUUUAAAAACUAUUACACACUUGUAACGAGCGAGCUUCUGGACAGAGAGUCCGUGUCGGAGUACAACAUCACGCUCACGGCGCGAGAUCUGGGCUCGCCGCCGCUGUCCACCAGGAAAACGAUUCUGGUUCAAGUGUCUGACAUUAAUGACAACCCACCGCGCUUCAUUCAGCCCUCAUACACUGUAUAUGUGACCGAGAAUAACGCCCCGGGCGCAUCCAUUUGCUCGGUGACCGCAUUCGAUCCGGACUCUAAUCAAAACGCGUAUUUGUCCUACUCCAUCCUGGAAGAUCAGAUCCAGGGCAUGCCCGUGUCCACUUAUGUAUCCAUUAACUCAGAUAACGGCAACAUCUACGCGCUGCGCUCUUUCGAUUACGAGCUGCUCCGGAACUUUCAGAUCCGCGUACAGGCUCAGGACGCCGGUUUCCCGCCGCUCAGCAGCAACGUGACUGUUAAUGUUUUUGUUUUGGAUCAGAACGACAACGCACCAAUCGUCCUGUCCCCACUACUGAAAAACGGCACCGUAGCUAGUGAGAUGGUGCCCAGGUCGGUGGACGCUGGGUACCUCGUGACUAAAAUUACGGCGCUAGACGCGGACGCGGGGCAAAACUCUCGCCUCUCAUAUCAGGUGCUCCAGGCGACAGAUCCCGGACUACUCAGCGUUGCUCUGUACACCGGCGAGAUCAGAACGAUCCGCCGUUUCGUGGAAAAAGAUGCCAUAAGGCAAAGACUUGUCGUACUCGUCAAGGACAACGGGCAGCCGCCGCUCUCGGCCACCGUUUCCAUUAUUUUGUCGGUGGUGGACAGCGUACCGGAGUCGCUGUCCGAUUUCGGUGACCUCUCGCUCAGCCAUCAACCCCCUUCUAACCUCGCGCUCUAUUUAAUCGUGUCACUGAGCACCGUCUCGCUCAUCUUCCUCGUGGCCAUCAUCGUUCUGGCGGCCGUGAAAUGCUACAAGGACCGCGACUCUCUCAGCGGUUACGCGCUCUCCUCUCUCGGCGCCGCUUGCUGCAGCUUCGAACCGGAGCCGCCCUCCGAGGUGUUCAAAAAAUCCAACAUCAACCUGCAGAUCUCCAGCGGCGCGAAAGUGCCCACGAACUGCGUGAAGGUAAACAGCAAUUCUGGAAAUCUGUCUGAAGCUUACCGCUACAAAGUGUGUUUGACGCCAGAAUCAGCAAAGAGCGACUUUAUGUUUCUCAAGCCUUGCGGUCCCGGUACACCGAGGAAUAACGCGGCGAGAGGAGCGGACAAUCUGGCGCUGAGCUCACAGAGUCGCUGCUCAUCCGCGAACAACGGAGCGACAACACCGAACGAGUUGAAGCAAGCAAACACUGACUGGGCACUCACCAAAAACCAAACCACCACUGUGAAACGAUGUAAUUCUAUAAACAUGGAUGGCACUCUGAUGCGUAAGGCCAUGCAGGCAGAACCAGAGACUUAUAUGACUCCAGUGGCUGCGGGACAGUACUGGACCUGGGGGAACCGCCCGAGAGAGAACCGGAUGCAUUCUCCAGCAGGUGUUUCUCAGAGGGCGUGGACUCCUCAUUACACCCCCACACACAACCCCACCCGACAUCCGCAACAGCAGCAGCCCACAGCGAAGGUUCACCCGCAUCCUCCACCCGAUUACCAGCACAACGUCUACAUCCCUGGCACACCCUCCGGCUUCUGCACCCUGCGCCCCAGCUACCGCAGUGAGCUGGACGUCCACAACUCCUUUUCCACCUUCGGCAAAAAACGCAGGUUCAUCUCGCCCAGCAGCUUUGACCCUCAAGAUGACAUGGGGACGGAGGUUAUCAACAAUGACUUAUAUAAUGAAUAGAAUAAGAGAGGAGAGAUGAUGGCGCAAUGGGCAAAAGGAGGAGUGGCUCUUUAUUAUGACCAAAGCAUAGCAUCUCUGCCUUACAUGUUAUCAGCCAUCUGGUUCGUUCACUGACUGUCUGAUGCAUAUUGCAUACAAAACUAGAGAGCACUUGUGAAAAUUGCAAGCUCCAAUCAGGUUGCCAGACUGAAACACAACUUCGACGAAUCACAGCGCAGAUGUCUUUAUCCAUUAUCCAUUAGUGGUGUUGUCUAUUUCAGAUAGAUGCAUAACAGUCCCAUUAUCCACGUAAAACAAAACAAAGCUGGUCAGAUGGCCUCUCCCUUUUCAAGUGGGCGGUUCACUCUAAGAUGCACUUUACAUCUUUCACUUACGUCGUGUUUUUUUGUGGCGCAUCAUUCACAGACCUGAAACUUAUUAAGGACUCUCUCACUGGACAUGUCUCUGAUAAUAUAUGCAGAUAUUUAAAAGAACUUGAAGGGGAGAGACGAGCAGCAGGCCGUUCUGGAAAGAGAUUUACUUUGCUUGUCCUGUUAUAUCAGGGGCUGAAUUCAUCUUACUGUAAAGUGAUAGUUCACCCAAAAAUCGUAUUUUUCUUGUAUGGAGUCUGAUUGGUUGGCUUGGUCACACCAGGCGUGAAGUUAUAACACCACUAGAAUAUCAGUGGUGUGAGAAAUAUAUGGCAUUAAAUUUUAAUAAUAUUUUCCUACUGUUACUUUGACAAUCAUUUCAGCCAUAUGUGAUAACUGCACACCCUUUGCACAUGGUGUGAGCGUAUAAAUCAACACAGUGGUCCAUGUUGAGAAAGUGAACCCACCAAAAUUAAAUUCGGCAUCGACGUCUUUAUGAUGAAGGAACAGCUGGAUCAGGUUUAAACACACAUUACUGCCUCAUACGGGAUGUG
Molecule: messenger RNA, 4041 nt
Organism: Xyrauchen texanus (razorback sucker)
Lineage: Eukaryota; Metazoa; Chordata; Actinopteri; Cypriniformes; Catostomidae
Product: protocadherin beta-15-like
Exons: 4
Coding region: 120-3137 (1005 amino acids)
Biological process (GO): homophilic cell-cell adhesion
Cellular component (GO): plasma membrane
Molecular function (GO): calcium ion binding
Source: RefSeq, a predicted model, not a curated record